AUGUGGAAGAGAAAGCUGCAGAUCAGCAGGACGAAGGCCUCACGCAGGAACAGCAGGGCUCCGGCUGAGAAGACAGAAGUGUUAAGUGACGACCUGCUGCAGGUGGAGAAACGUCUGGAGCUGGUAAAGCAGGUCUCCCACAGCACUCACAAGAAGUUGACUGCGUGUCUGCAGGGCCAGCAGGGCGUGGACCUGGAGAAGAAGUCUGUCCGGUCGCCCUCGAAAAAGCUUCCUCUCACAACACUAGCACAAUGUUUGGUGGAGGGGGCGGCAGUGCUCGGAGACGAGUCUCUACUCGGGAAAAUGCUGAAGCUCUGUGGAGAGACGCAGGACAAACUCGCCCAGGAGCUCAUCAUGUUUGAGCUCACCAUAGAGAGAGACGUCGUCGAGCCUCUGUACGACCUCGCCGAGGUGGAAAUCCCAAACAUCCAGAAACAAAGGAAACAUUUAGCAAAACUGGUCCUGGACAUGGACUCUGCACGCACACGGUAUUAUCAGUCCACCAAGUCAUCAGGACUGUCCAGCAACCUGCAGCUGACGGGAGCCAAGGCCGACCACCUCAGGGAAGAGAUGGAGGAGGCAGCCAACCGCAUGGAGAUCUGUCGGGAUCAGUUGUCGGCAGACAUGUACAGUUUUGUGGCCAAAGAAAUCGACUAUGCAAGCUACUUCCAGACUCUGAUAGAAGUCCAGGCCGAGUACCACAGGAAGUCAUUGGAGCUGCUUCAGAGUGUUCUGCCGCAGAUCAAAGCUCAUCAGGAGACCUGGGUGGAGAAGCCGUGCUAUGGGAAACCAUUAGAGGAGCACUUAGCGCUCAGCGGGAGAGAUAUUGCCUUCCCCAUCGAGGCCUGUGUCACUAUGCUGCUGGAGUGUGGCAUGCAGGAGGAGGGUUUGUUCAGAAUCGCUCCCUCCGCCUCCAAACUGAAGAAGCUGAAGGCGUCUUUAGACUGCGGAGUGUUGGACGUGCAGGAGUACUCCGCUGACCCGCACGCCAUCGCAGGGGCUCUGAAGUCGUAUCUGCGGGAGCUCCCCGAGCCUCUGAUGACCUUUGAACUCUACAACGACUGGAUCCAGGCGUCCAACAUUCAAGAUCAAGACAAGAGGCUUCAGGCUCUGCUCAGUGCCUGUGAGAAACUACCCCCAGCCAACAACAACAACUUCAAGUAUUUGAUCAAAUUUCUCUCCAAACUGACUGAGUACCAGGAUGUGAACAAGAUGACACCUGGAAACAUCGCUAUCGUCCUCGGACCGAACCUGCUCUGGAUGCACAACGAGGGCAACAUCACGGAGAUGAUGACGACAGUUUCCCUGCAAAUCGUCGGCAUCAUCGAGCCCGUCAUCCAGCACGCCGACUGGUUCUUCCCCGGAGAAAUCGAGUUCAACGUCACAGGGAAUUAUGGGAGUCCCGUCCACACCAACCACAAUGCCAAUUACAGCUUAAUGCCGUCUCCGGACAUGGACCAGAUGGACCGCAAACAGAACGACCAAAGCCGGCGGCCACUCAGCGUCGCCACGGACAACAUGAUGCUGGAGUUCUACAAGAAAGACGGCAUUAGGAAGAUACAAAG
Messenger RNA from Paralichthys olivaceus (Japanese flounder), 1565 nucleotides. Lineage: Eukaryota; Metazoa; Chordata; Actinopteri; Pleuronectiformes; Paralichthyidae. The record is from RefSeq and is a predicted model, not a curated record.